AUGCACAUUAUACUUGCCAUUACCAACGCCUGCAAUGCGGUCAAAUGGGUUACUCGCUUCUCCUGCGACAUCUUCGGAUUCUAUGUUGCCUUUAUCUAUCUCCAAAAGGGAAUCCAGAUUUUGACGCUCCAAUGGCAUGCAAGUGACGCUGCUGCUCAUCUGUCCAUCUCUAUCUCAUUACUUGUGUUAAUGGUUGGGUACGGUUGUGGAGUUAUUGGGGAUAGUAAUCUUUUCAAACAGCCAGUCAGGACGUUCUUGAAAGACUAUGGCACGCCUCUAACUGUCAUAUUCUUUACGGGAUAUCAGUUUAUCGGAAAAAUGGCAGAUAUUAAAUUGGAGCAGCUUCCAAUCUCGAAGGCAUUUCAUCCGACAAUUGACAGGUCGUGGCUGGUUGACUUUUGGAAUAUUGAAGUUGGUCAUGUAUUUUUGGCAGUCCCAUUCGCGAUUUUGUUGACUAUCCUUUUCUACUUUGAUCAUAACGUUUCCAGUCUUAUUUGCCAGGGAAGUGAGUUUCCGUUGAAAAAGCCAGCUGGUUUUCACUGGGAUAUCUUCAUUCUCGGAAUCACCACCGGUGUCUCUGGUAUUCUGGGACUCCCGGCUCCAAACGGUCUUAUUCCUCAGGCACCAUUCCACACUGCGUCUCUCUGUGUUACUCGAAAGAGGGUGGAUGAUGCAGAGGAACACAAGGGCAAGACUGAAACUGUGAUUGACCAUGUUGUUGAGCAGAGGGUCAGCAAUCUCUUGCAGGGAUUAAUGAUAUUGGGGGUCAUGACUGGACCACUGUUAAUUGUUCUUGCGUUGAUCCCGCAAGCCGUGUUAGCUGGGUUGUUCUUUGUUAUGGGUAUUCAAGCGUUGGAAGAGAACGGAAUGACACUCAAAAUCGCUUAUCUUCUGAAAGAUCGUGCGUUGACCCAUGGUGGAGAUCCGUUGAAUAGAUGCAGAAAGGGAGCGGUUUGGGCGUUCGUGGCCAUUGAACUUGUAGGAUUUGGGGCAACAUUCGCAAUCACGCAGACGAUUGCUGCUAUCGGGUUCCCAGUGUUCAUUUUUCUUCUUAUUCCUAUGAGAACAAAUCUCCUACCAAAAUACUUCACCGCUGAAGAACUGGGGAUUUUGGACGCACCGACUGCAUCACCGUUUACCCUGGAGUCAGCCGGUGGUAGCUAUGGUGACUACCCAGAGAGUGUUGAUAUCAGCCCCCAGGAUUCUGAGACAAUCGAUACCGGUGCCCUCUCAGAUAGCGAUGAGAGUGUUAUGGAAAGGGGGGAUUCGAUGAGACUAGAAAGGAGGAGACCUUCCGCUGUGAGACCUGGUAAUGAGGUUGAGAUUGAGGAAGGGCCACAGCAUAGACGGGCACGGAGGUGA
Messenger RNA from Morchella sextelata, 1362 nucleotides. RefSeq lists its product as uncharacterized. Gene Ontology annotation, biological process: monoatomic ion homeostasis; monoatomic anion transport; transmembrane transport. Bases 1 to 1362 code for a protein of 453 amino acids. The transcript has 5 exons. Lineage: Eukaryota; Fungi; Ascomycota; Pezizomycetes; Pezizales; Morchellaceae. Gene Ontology annotation, molecular function: borate efflux transmembrane transporter activity; solute:inorganic anion antiporter activity. Gene Ontology annotation, cellular component: plasma membrane; fungal-type vacuole. The record is from RefSeq and is a predicted model, not a curated record.